UUGUGUGUGCAGGAGAGGAGUCGAGCGGAGAGAGCUGCUUUUGCAUGAAACGGGAGUAAAGCAGUGAACUUAGAGGAGAGAAACAAACUAAAGUAUCGAUCAUAUACCACUACCAACGUCUGGAUCGAUAUCUGCAUCGAUCUGCCCACCCUUGUCUCCUGGAUCGUAGCUGAGAUCAGCGUGAACCACGUGGGUCUCUGCUCCCUGAUCUGUUUCCUGUGUUUGGAAAGAGUUCCGGCUUCAUCACGGAGUUUCUCUCGGUUUGUGGGCUCAUCUAAAGGGAUAAAAUACAUAUCUAUACUUUUGUGUCCCAGCUGAGUAACAGGAGGAGAAGAGUCUGGUGGAGCAGCAGAGGAACAAUUUCAGCCAUUUGGACUCAGCUCAGCCACUACAGAGGAAACAAUGACUUCAAUACAGGAGGUUUCUCGUGACGCAGUGCGUCUGAUGUCAUGACGUCUCCGCCUUCUCCAGAAUUUUCUACCUGCGGUUGAGACCACCAUUUUGAGAGGCACUUGGCUGCAGGCAGGACCUCAUGAACAAUUUGGUCAAUAAGGUAACGAAGAUAUUACUUUUUCCAUAGUCCUUGAAGGUAAGUCAAAUGUAGAACACAUAUUUUAAUAUAUUAGAUAUAAAAAUAUUCCAACUGUAUUGUUAAGUGUUUAGUAAACUGACCUGACCAAACCGCUAUCAUUCAGCCCUGCUAACAUUAGCGAAAUGUCAGACCUGUUGGUAGUUUGUGCUUGGACAUGUAGGUUAAGUUAGUAGUUUGCCGGCGGUACUCUCUUGUUUUAAUAUCGUAACGCUAGCUUAAAGUUGUGUAUUCAUGCAGUGUGUCGGUGUUGGCUUACUGUUAGUUAUUCAUUAGCAUUAGCACAUUAUAGCGGCAAGCUGGGCCGCGGUUCUCUUCAGACUACGUUACUUCGGGCGCGCGCAUUUAUACACGAGUGGUUGUUCGCAGUAUGCCUGUCGGCGCGAAUAGUUCAUGCGGUCACGGCCACGGGUGAUGUAGGAGGUAAAGUUUAGCUGUGGUGGCUCCAGGAAGCAUGCAUUUACUGCCGCUUGCAUUGCUUUCAAUGUACAUGACGUUAAGAAGGCGAGGAGAAAGGGUGCGUGCAGCGCUCGUACACGCACGGAUCAGCCGUGUGAGAGGGAGAUGGUGUGCGGCAGAAAAUCAAAAUUAGAAAUCAUAGAAGAAAGUAUUACGCUAUUGAACACAGAAAAUACAGCCAUCAGAUUUCUUGUAGACCUAGCACACUUCUGGUCUGUGUCUGAAUACAUAUAUAAGUACAUAGAUGCAGAUGAACACUGUAAACAUGAUGAAAGAUCGACAGACUAACUCGAACAUAUCUUUAAUCUUUAGGACUUUGGGUAGCGCUUCCUUUCCUUCCUGUCAACCUCUCCAGAGGGGUGUCUGCUGAUGGCAGAAAGAUUACAUCACCUCUGGUUGGAACCCUGGACAGUGCCACAACCUUUGGCUUGGUGUCCAGUGUGAUGCCCCAUCGCCACCUUCUGACCUAUUUUCUUCUCCGCUCUGUGACUACUUCAAGAGGGGCAUUCCUGUGUGGAGGCGUGCCAGGCAGCUCGUUUUACCUGUGAACUUGCGUACUUUCACUUCAUCAACAACAAAGACCACCAUGGCUGGUUCAACACCUGCAAGACUGAAGGUGAUUUUAGGAGAGAACAACAUUGAAAAGCUGACUCUUCCAAAUGGCAUCCCAGAGUCACUUGAAGACCUUCUCAGCACGAUAAAGACUACCUUUGGGUUAAAAGGUAACUUCAGACUGCAAUACAUGGACCAAGACUUUGGCAACGACUUCUUCAAUCUGAAUUCUACCACCGAACUUCGGAAUUUGGGGACAAUCAAAGUGAUCCACCAGCAAACAAAUCCACCUUUGAUCAGUGCCGAUCAGUCCACUUCAUCUCUGUCUCUUUCAUUUGAGUCUGAUGACGGUAUUUCGGUGGCAUCAAAUGACACAAUUAUCCUCUCAUCCCCUGAAUCUGUCAUCUCGAACACAACAGUGGCCAGAAGACUUUGCAAUUCCCCAAUUUUCAUAUGACACAGAGCUACAGCUAGAGAGGGGGAAUACUGAGUACCGUGUGAGCCAAAAAAUGUUGACUUUAAGCGCCCGAAUGCUGUCUGAUAUCCUGAAAAGAGUUGCAGAAGAAAUUUACCGUUACAAGGCCUAUCCAGAGGAUGCACAUUUCUGCGCAGCUGCAGAGGCCCUUAUCAAAAAGCACCCAUGUUUGAAAGAACCUGGAUCAUUCAAUGGCUGCUACGGUUGGAAACAACGACUGAAGUACAAAAUGGCAAACUACAGGACCCAGCUCAAAUUACAGGGGUGUCCAGAGCUGUGUGUAAACUCACUGAAAUCUAAAGCUACUACAGAUGCUUUCCCUGCUAAAAAAGUGAAGAAGCCAAAACGUUCUGAAGCUAACUUUUAUCCAUCCUUUCCUACUGGUGAGACUCUGGACAGCAUGGAAAAAGUGAGACUAGAACUUCUGACAGAGAUCGGGAUAAGGGACAAUGAAAGGGUCAUCGCAGACAAAAUGGCUAACACGUUUGCCUACAGACGACAUGAGGUGGUAAACCAAGAACCAAGCAUUCAGGAACUGAAGGACAGAUGGCCUGCACUCUUCACACAGAAAGAGAUAAAUACAGAGUUCCAGAGGCUCAUGGCUGUUCCUCUUGAGUGGAAGUUCAUGGCCCAGUUAGACAUGCACUCAAGUCAGCUGAUCAAAGUCAUACAUUCCAAAGGAGGAGCAACACGCCAAAAGAUUGCGAACAUCAUGGACACAUUGGACCAGACUGUGGACAUUAAUCAUCGGAGGGAAUGUGUGCUGAAAGCCCUCACCAUCUUCCUGGGAGAAGAUGCAGAUGGCCUGAUCAAGGAAUACCUUGACUGUGGAGCAGAUGAUGUUCAGAAGGACCUGGAGGAGGUCACCAUGGCAGUGUAUGUGAUUCGGAAGGAGGGGGAGGGACUGCAGGAGCCACCUGAAGACAUUGGCAUUGUCAUUGAGGGUGUGGAAGUGUUGCAUGAACUAACUUCGGUUGCCUCAGCUUGUGCCCUGCUUCUAGGUUUGAUCUAUGCACUCAACCUAGCUUAUCCAAAACCCUUUCGCUUCACUUUUGAAGUGCUCCAAAAAAUCUUCAUGCAGCUUGAUCAGCACAAGAUGUCCCCCAAAGUCCAAAAUCUGUAUAUCAAACUUCAAAGCUCCCAGUAAUGGCACAGAACAAUGACCAACAAAUGGCCUUGUGCCAUAAUGCGAAGGAACAACUGUGUUUGGAAAUAUAGUGAAAAAUCUGUAAAAUAUGUAGUCUCUUUUGGAUGUUGGGCCUUUUUUAUGCUCCAAGAGACCUCAAACCACAAUUUAAUGUGCUUUUAUACAUACUUUGUAUGGUAUUUUUAUUUAUUUUUUAAUUUUUUUUCAGACAUAUUUGCCUUCGUUUCAAGGGAAAGGUUGCAUUUCAGGUUUGAUGUGCUCAGUUAUACAACAAACUGUUGUGACAUUCUAAAACUCUAAAGGAGUGUUUAUAUUUUUUCAUCCCCAUUGGUCAGCUACACUGUUCAGAUAUUUAUUCAUUGGCUAUAGCUGAAGAGAAGUUUCUGUAUACUCUUGGGGCACUUUUUCAUAGUUGACACUAUAUGUGUUGAGAUUGAUAUUUGUGUAAUACUGUGUUGCACUUUACACUUUGAUGACAACUUUGUGGUCCUACUAAGCGUUACUUGCAUUUUGUGCAUAUGUGUUUUAAAAAGGACAAAUGUGUAAUGUGUUUGACCAAAAGCUGUGUUGG
Messenger RNA from Pelmatolapia mariae (spotted tilapia), 3793 nucleotides. RefSeq lists its product as uncharacterized. The transcript is spliced from 7 exons. The record is from RefSeq and is a predicted model, not a curated record. Gene Ontology annotation, molecular function: zinc ion binding. Bases 1945 to 3222 code for a protein of 425 amino acids. Lineage: Eukaryota; Metazoa; Chordata; Actinopteri; Cichliformes; Cichlidae.